Molecule: messenger RNA, 4147 nt
Organism: Hibiscus syriacus
Lineage: Eukaryota; Viridiplantae; Streptophyta; Magnoliopsida; Malvales; Malvaceae
Product: ABC transporter B family member 4-like
Exons: 12
Coding region: 80-3973 (1297 amino acids)
Biological process (GO): transmembrane transport
Cellular component (GO): membrane
Molecular function (GO): ATP hydrolysis activity; ATP binding; ABC-type transporter activity
Source: RefSeq, a predicted model, not a curated record
GCUGCAGCUACAAUAUAGUAAAUCCUAUAGAUUUCUGAAGUUGUUGAGUAUCAAAGUAAUAUAGCUUGGGAGCCGAUCAAUGGCCUCCGAGAAUGGUUUCAAUGGUGAUAAAGAUACCGACUUGCAUGAAGCCAGCGCAUCAAAUGGGCAGGAAGAGACAGAGAAAGGCUCUGGAGUGAAUGGAGAAAAUCAAGAUCCUGAAAGGAGCAAAGGAGAUGGGAAAGCUAACACGGUUCCAUUUUACAAGCUGUUUUCAUUUGCAGACUCUAAGGAUAUCUUGUUAAUGAUCACCGGCACAAUUGCUGCGGCUGGGAAUGGUCUAUCUAUGCCCCUCAUGACAAUCUUGUUUGGGAAUCUCAUUGAUUCUUUUGGGAAAAACCAGAGCAAUGGCAACGUGAUUGAAGAAGUGUCCAAGGUUUCUUUGAGAUUUGUUUACCUGGCGAUGGGGGCUGCCGUAGCGGCGUUUCUUCAGGUGACUUGCUGGAUGAUCACAGGCGAGAGACAGGCUGCACGAAUACGGGGCAUGUACUUGAAAACGAUAUUGAGGCAAGAUGUUGGAUUCUUUGAUGUGGAAACAAACACAGGGGAAGUUAUUGGGAGAAUGUCUGGGGACACUGUUCUCAUACAGGAUGCUAUGGGUGAAAAGGUUGGGAAGUUUUCACAAUUGAUAUCCACUUUCCUUGGAGGCUUUGUUAUAGCCUUUGUCAAAGGAUGGCUUCUUACCCUAGUCAUGUUAUCUGCUAUCCCUCUACUUGUAUUAUCUGGUGGAACUAUAGCCAUUACAAUAUCCAAGAUGGCAACUCGUGGACAAAAUGCUUAUGCUAAAGCCGCUACUGUAGUUGAACAAACAAUUGGUUCAAUUCGAACUGUUGCGUCAUUUACUGGAGAGAAGCAAGCCAUAAACAAUUACAACAAGUCACUUAUUACAGCUUAUAAAUCAGGCAUCCAGGAAGGUACUGCUGCUGGAUUAGGUGUUGGCUUAGUUAUGCUAAUUAUAUUCUGCAGUUAUGCUUUGGCUGUCUGGUUUGGUGGGAAGAUGAUUUUGGAGAAAGGGUACACUGGCGGUCAAGUACUUAAUGUGAUUAUGGCCAUAUUAACCGGUUCCAUGUCCCUGGGUCAGGCAUCUCCUUGCAUGUCUGCAUUCGCUGCUGGUCAAGCUGCAGCGUUUAAGAUGUUUGAGACCAUCAAAAGGAAACCUGAGAUUGAUGCCUACGACACAAGUGGUAAAGUUUUGGAGGACAUUCGCGGUGAUUUAGAACUGAGGGAUAUUUAUUUCAGCUACCCUGCCAGACCAGAGGAGCAAAUUUUCAGUGGAUUCACUCUUUCUAUUCUGAGUGGCACAACAGUUGCUUUGGUUGGACAAAGUGGAAGUGGGAAAUCAACUGCGAUCAGUCUGAUAGAGAGAUUUUAUGAUCCACAAGCCGGUGAGGUUCUUAUUGAUGGCAUUAAUCUCAAGGAGUUCCAGCUUAGAUGGAUACGAGGAAAGAUUGGUCUUGUUAGCCAGGAACCAGUGUUGUUUACGUCAAGCAUAAGGGAUAAUAUUGCAUAUGGAAAAGAAGGUGCAACCACAGAAGAGAUUAGAGCUGCAGCUGAUCUUGCAAAUGCUGCUAAGUUCAUUGAUAAACUACCUCAGGGACUAGAUACCAUGGUUGGAGAGCAUGGAACUCAGCUUUCUGGCGGACAGAAGCAACGAGUGGCAAUUGCAAGAGCAAUUUUGAAGAAUCCUCGGAUUUUACUUUUAGACGAAGCUACAAGUGCACUCGAUGCAGAAUCUGAAAGAGUUGUGCAAGAGGCGUUGGACAGGAUAAUGGGCAAUAGGACUACUGUCAUCGUCGCUCAUCGUUUGAGUACCAUUAGAAAUGCAGAUACCAUUGCUGUAAUUCAUCAAGGAAAGAUGGUUGAAAAAGGGUCACAUUCAGAACUACUCAAGGAUCCUGAGGGAGCUUACUCUCAGCUUAUUCGUUUACAAGAAGUAAAUAAACGUCCGGAACAGGUUGCAGAUGUAUCAGACGUUACUCCAGAAUCGUUUAGACAGUCAAGCCUAAGAAGAUCAUUGAAGCGAUCAAUCAGCAAGGGAUCAUCUAGAAAUAGCAGCAGCCGCAAUUCUUUCUCCACUCCUUUUGGUUUACCUACUGAAAUGAAUGUCACUGAUCCUGCAAUGUUAGAUACGGAAGGCCAUGAUGGACCACCAUCGAAACAGGCUCCAGAGGUUUCCCUCCUCCGGCUUGCUUACCUCAACAAGCCGGAGAUUUUCGUGAUCUUAAUUGGAACAAUGUUUGCGGCUGCCAAUGGUGUGAUACUUCCGGUUUUUGGAAUCCUUAUUUCCAGUAUGAUCAAAACAUUUUAUGAACCACAUGAUGAAUUGAAGAAAGAUUCAAGAUUCUGGGCACUGAUAUUUUUGGCCCUUGGCAUGGCAUCAUUCUUUAUAUAUCCAAUUCGAUCAUACUUCUUUUCUGUUGCUGGAUGUAAAUUAAUCCAACGAAUCAGAUCAACAUGUUUUGAGAAAGUGGUCCGCAUGGAAGUUGGUUGGUUUGAUGAACCCCAGAAUUCAAGUGGUUCAAUCGGCGCAAGGCUCUCAGCAGAUGCAGCCUCAAUACGUGCCCUGGUUGGAGAUGCACUAGCUCAGCUGGUCUCAAGCUUAGCAUCAGCCGUGGCUGGUGUGGUCAUUGCUUUCAUUGCAAGUUGGCAGAUGGCAUUUAUUAUCUUAGCACUAAUCCCUCUAGUAGGGGUAAAUGGAUAUAUUCAAGCGAAAUUCAUGAAGGGAUUUAGUGCAGAUGCAAAAAUGAUGUACGAGGAAGCUAGCCAAGUUGCUAAUGAUGCAGUUGGGAGUAUAAGAACGGUUGCGUCCUUUUGUGCAGAGGAAAAGGUAAUGCAACUCUAUAAAAAGAAAUGUGAGGCUCCUAUAAAAACAGGGUUAAGGCAGGGUUUGAUCAGUGGAACGGGAUACGGACUUUCUUUCUUCUUUUUGUUUUCCGUUUAUGCGACAAGUUUCUAUGCAGGAGCUCAACUUGUUGAGCAUGGCUAUACGACUUUUACAGAUGUUUUUCGAGUUUUCUUAGCUUUAACGAUGGCAGCUGUUGGAAUUUCUCAAACAAGCUCUUUCGCUCCUGACUCUAACAAAGCCAAGAUCGCCGCUGCUUCCAUAUUUGCGAUUGUUGACCGUAAGUCUAAGAUAGACCCAAGUGACGAGUCUGGGAGGACACUAGAAAAUGUAAAGGGAGAUAUUGAGCUUCGUCAUGUGAGUUUUAAGUAUCCGUCAAGGCCAGAUAUUCAAAUCUUCCAGGACUUAAGUUUGUCUAUUCAUUCUGGCAAGACGGUUGCACUGGUUGGAGAAAGUGGGAGUGGGAAGUCUACAGUAAUCUCAUUAUUGCAGAGGUUUUACGAUCCCGAUUCUGGAGUUAUCACUCUUGAUGGAGUCGAAAUCCAAACGCUCCAAUUGAAAUGGCUGAGGCAACAGAUGGGACUUGUGAGCCAGGAACCUGUUUUAUUUAAUGAUACAAUCCGUGCCAACAUUGCAUAUGGAAAAGGAGGAAAUGCGACUGAGGCAGAAAUUGUAGCUGCAUCAGAGUUGUCCAAUGCUAACAACUUCAUCAGUGCAUUACAACAGGGUUAUGAUACUAUUGUGGGAGAGCGAGGACUUCAAUUGUCGGGAGGACAGAAGCAACGUGUAGCCAUUGCACGAGCCAUCAUUAAAAGUCCGAAGAUACUGCUAUUAGACGAGGCCACAAGUGCACUAGAUGCUGAAUCAGAGAAAGUGGUACAGGAUGCACUAGAUAAAGUCAUGGUGGACCGCACAACGGUUGUAGUUGCUCAUAGGCUAUCCACAAUCAAGAACGCGGAUGUUAUCGCCGUCGUUAAGAACGGAGUUAUCGUAGAGAAAGGAAAGCAUGACACUUUGAUAAACAUCAAAGACGGUUUCUAUGCUUCCUUAGUUGCACUUCACACGACUGCUUCCACUUCACAAAUUCCGUAAUAUAAGAAUAGGAUUAGUUACAAAUGUUGAGAGUCGAAAUUCUAUACUUACACAAUAUCACCCUUGAAAGAUGAUGCAAAAGAGUUCAGCUCAGCCUUGUGAAGCUUACUCUUUGGACUGUUCUUAGGAUUUCCCAGAUGAUUUUUUCAUAGAAUAUUCCACGCAGAUAAUAAU